CCCCGUACGCCUGAAGCCCUACAGGCUCCCGCCGCCCCCCUCCCCCUCCCCCCCUCCCGCUCCCAAACCCUAACCCCUCCGCCUCUCAUCGCCGCCACCGCGGCUCUCCCCUUCCUCGCCGCGACAUCCCGUCCCCGCCCUCUCCACCGCGUCCACAAUCUUCCUCCAUUAGAUUUCGAGGGGUCUCGGAAGGAUGGCGUUCCUGCAGAAGGUCGGGAAUGCCCUCAAGCGGUCCGCGGGCUCCGGCUCGGCGAUGCUCCAGGCGGUCCGGUCCAUGUCCUCCUCCAAGGUCUUCGUCGGAGGCAUCUCGUACGGCACCGAUGACCAGAGCCUCGCGGAUGCGUUUUCCAACUACGGCCAAGUCGUGGAAUCCAAGGUGAUCAUGGACCGUGAAUCUGGAAGGUCAAGGGGGUUUGGUUUUGUGACCUACACUUCGGCGGAGGAGGCUGGAGCUGCCAUCACCGGAAUGGAUGGGAAGGAUCUGCAGGGUCGGAUAGUGAGGGUGAGCUAUGCUCAUGACCGUGGUAGUCGUCCAAGUUUUGGUGGUGGGGGUGGCUAUGGCGGCGGUGGUGGCGGCGGCUAUGGCGGCGGUGACGGUGGUUACGGUGGAGGUUCCUAUGGUGGUGGUGGAGGCUACAGCGGAGGUGGUGGAUAUGGAGGUGGAGGCAGAGGUGGUGGAUACAACAGUGGUGGCAGUUAUAAUUCAGGGUACAACAGUGGGGGGAACUAUGGUGCCCCUCAAGGCGGGCAAGGUGGCUAUGGGGGUGAUGCUGGUUUCACAGGGGUUGGUGGUGGUGGAUACAAUGCUGCUCCUGCCAACAACUAUGGCGGCGAUAGCCUGAAUCAAGGGGGUGGAGCACCUCCUGCAUUUGGAGGUGGAAACUAUGGCGCAGGCAACGACAGCUACGCAAACGAUACCCCUGUCGAUCUGCCCCCUGGUAAGCUCGAUGACCUGCUGAAGGAUCUCAAAUUUGAUGUUGGUGGUAAGGAGGAUGGUGCUGGGGAGGACGCUGGCUUGGUUGACGCGGACACCAAGAGAAGCGAGGGACAGGACGACUUGCUUGAUGACGACUUCAGCAAGGAUGAAGAUGACUACGCCAACAAGAGAAGCUGAAUGUCGGUCCAGCAAGAAGCACUAGCCGAAUAAUUUUCCAUGGAUGUUUUCUCCAUGACCGCCUUGUUUUUGGUAUGUCCUGUGAUGAAGAUAAUAAUGUAGUGCUUGCAAACAAGUUAUGUUCGGUCUCUUAGCUACGUUCUGUACGUCUGUUUUGUGUACUGUGUGCUGGAUUCAUGCGAACUUGAACCUGAACUCUGCAUUUUUUGGACGCUGUGAAAUUGCAUCUUCAGUAGCUGCUUGUUA
Messenger RNA from Aegilops tauschii subsp. strangulata, 1360 nucleotides. RefSeq lists its product as uncharacterized. Lineage: Eukaryota; Viridiplantae; Streptophyta; Magnoliopsida; Poales; Poaceae. The record is from RefSeq and is a predicted model, not a curated record. Gene Ontology annotation, molecular function: RNA binding.